AUGUUCGCGUCGAUGCGAAAGACCAAGGUAGCGGCAUCCAAGAAGCGACAGAUCGGCCUGCCUGCCUCCAUUCUUGACGACAGCGACGAAGGCUCCUUCUCGUCCUCUUCGUCCGGGUCCCAGUCCGACUUCCAGAGCUCCCCGGAGGAGGACAGCGAGCAGGAGGACCAGGGCAAGAGCGAGUCCGGAGCCACGUCCAGCGACGACAGCCGCUCCGUGACCCGGAGGAAGCGCUCGUUUCUGGGCGGCGACGGGAGCUCCUCGUCCUCCAGCCGGGGCGAGGAAGAGGAAGAGGAGGAGGGUGACGACGACCGGGACCGGGGUCGCCCGAAAAGCGGGGCGCCCCCCAAGAAACGGAGCCGGGUCCAGCGGCAGGACGAGUCGGACUCGGACCCCACGGAGGAGAAGCGGAAAGAAGAGGAGGAGAAGGCGAAGAGGAGGCAGAGACACAACAAGCUGCUGGCGCUGUCCCGGAGGAUGAAGGCCCGCGUCCCCAACCGGAGGAGGAGCCGCCUGAAGCAGGGUGGUGGUGACAAAGAAGAGUCUAAAGAAGCUGAUCAUAAAGCUGGUGGUGAAGAAGAAGAAGAUGAAGAAGAAGAAGAGGAGGAAAACAGUAGCAAGAAAGUUGUGUCAGGAGCUGAUGGGGAGGAGGAGAAAGAAGACGGGGGGAGUAGCGGAUCUGCACAGUGA
This is a messenger RNA of Menidia menidia (Atlantic silverside), 690 nucleotides long. The record is from the annotation of a GenBank genome assembly. Lineage: Eukaryota; Metazoa; Chordata; Actinopteri; Atheriniformes; Atherinopsidae.